Scatophagus argus is the source of this 2027-nucleotide messenger RNA. RefSeq names its product mucin-7-like. The record is from RefSeq and is a predicted model, not a curated record. The transcript is spliced from 2 exons. Bases 191 to 898 code for a protein of 235 amino acids. NCBI's taxonomy places the organism in Eukaryota, Metazoa, Chordata, Actinopteri, Scatophagidae.
UCCCAAAACGUGAUAUUUCUGUAUAAAAGCAAGAACAAAACGUUUGUUCUCAGUUUCCCGAAGGACGGUCAAGGUCGACUAAGUUGGGUUAAUAGAGCAGUAGAAACCACACCAGCCUGCCUGCUGUACAUGAGGACAUUUUCAGCAACAUUUCUGGUGUGCACAUCUGUUUCCUCUUCUGCUCUCCACCAUGAAGAUACUGGCUUUGGGAUUUUGUGUGAUGUCUAUGCUGGCAUUAGUAAAGGCUCAAGGAAACGGCACUGAUUUUAAUGCAACUAACGCAAUAGCCGCAACUCCACCUGCCACCACCAGCUCUAAGAAUGACUCCACCAGCAGCACAACUGUUCCGACCACCUCCACCUUUACGCCAACACUCACCACUGCAAUCGUCUCCCAAAGUGUUUCUACACCAGACAACUCAACACCAACACCUCCACCCGCCACUACAAUCGUCUCCCAAAGUGUUUCUACACCAGACAACUCAACACCAACACCUCCACCCGCCACUACAACCGUCUCUCAAAGUGUUUCUACACCAGACAACUCAAUGUCAACACCUCCACCUGCCACUGCAACCGUCUCCCAAAGUGUUUCUACAACAGCCAACUCAAUGUCAACACCUCCACUCACCACUGCAACCGUCUCCCAAAGUGUUUCUACAACAGCCAACUCAAUGUCAACACCUCCACCCACCACUGCAACCGUCUCCCAAAGUGUUUCUACAACAGCCAACUCAAUGUCAACACCUCCACCCGCCACUGCAACCGUCUCCCAAAGUGUUUCGACCACAACCUCUACACCAACGACUACAACCACCACCAAGAAUAGAGGCUCCAAGGUGAAAGCUUCUCAGCUGAUUUCUGUUUGGCUGCUGUUGCUCUACAUGCUCUGCCACUGAGCAGCAGCCGGCAAAACUCGCUCAAGGACUAAACUCAAGGACUGAAAAGAGUAAAAUCUUGGAUGAAACCUUUUAUAUGUACAGUAAUAAUAAUAAUAAUGUUUUAUUUAUAUUGUAAGUACAUUAAUUAAUGUAUUAAUGUACAUAAGUACAUUAAUGAACUAGAAAUGUAAUAUAAUGGAUGUGAACUCUAUGUGGUAUUAGGAAUAACAGAUUAUUGAGAAAGAGAUGUGAGGAAUGAGGCUACUCAUAUAAGUGUGUGAGCUCCCUUCUUCAUUGUUUUUAAGUCUAAAAUCUGUGUGAGAUGUUGACACAAGAUAGAAAAGACCAGAGCGUACAGUUUUUAACUAUUUUAUACACAUACACAGGAGACACACACUAUUUACUCAGGAAUCAACAUUCAUUUAAAAAAAAGAGAUUUAUGAGCAGUGUUUGGGAAAAAUACCGUGUGAACAUCAGGAUGAAGGGGAAGUCUUGUGACAAAAAAUAAAAGUAACAAAAGCAUAAAACCCACCUGCACUCAUUACGUAACUCAUCCAAGUUGGAUGCAUUCAAAACAAGGCUAUGCAAAGCUUCCAUGAGCCUCCAUAAAAGGUGAAAAUUUGGUUAAGGUUUAUUUUUGCAUUGUGCCAGGAGGGGGGGAAAAAAGAACUAUAUAAAUUUACAUUAAAAAAAUUAGCUGCUUAAAAUUUGUAACUUUUGUUCAAUCUUCAGAUCGACAGAUGGCCAGUAGAGCCUGCAGAUGAUCUCCUUUGAAUUGUUUCUGUGGGAAAAAAGAUCACAUGUAACUAUUAAUAUAAUUUUUAACUAAAAGAAACUCUGAUUUAAAUAUUUAAUUUAGGGAAAUGCCAAUCAUGCCAGUACACAUACUGUAUGUUUAUGCAAGUACUUUAAGGUGUCGUGCCUAGCGCAGUUUUAGGCGUGUGACCGACCUGCAGAGCAGUGUAGAGAGAAGUGCCUGUUAAUUUCAGGUAGGCAGCGCGGAUGCACAGUAGAUCUUCCUCACAGUGAGACACCAUAAUGCCCUGCACUAUCGGUGUCUGAAAGAAAAGUCAAAUAUUUUGCAUUCCAAUUUGGCACGCAUGUAAAAAAAAAAAAAAGCUGAUGAUAUUUCAUGCAAAUUUGUGAU